Ctenocephalides felis (cat flea) is the source of this 1503-nucleotide messenger RNA. RefSeq names its product UDP-glucuronosyltransferase 2B15-like. The transcript has 6 exons. Gene Ontology annotation, molecular function: UDP-glycosyltransferase activity. The record is from RefSeq and is a predicted model, not a curated record. Lineage: Eukaryota; Metazoa; Arthropoda; Insecta; Siphonaptera; Pulicidae. The coding region runs from base 1 to 1476 and encodes 491 amino acids.
AUGCCUUCUAGAAGCAAUCACAUUUGGAAUCGAUCUCUGAUGCGAUCGCUGGUCAAAGAAGGACACAAUGUAACAGCAUUGAGUGUGGAAACAGAUAAACCUUCAAAAAAUCUGCAUUAUAUACCUUUAGAUGGUGUAAAUGAAAAAAUACAACAAAUGUAUAAUAAUGUCGACUACGAAUCCAUAUCGGAUUAUAUGCAAUUAAUUAAUAUUUUGGCAAUGUACGAGUUCUUCAAUUUGGUUUGUAAAACAGCAUUGCAGUCUGAAGGAGUGAAAGUGUUGUUAAAUUAUCCAAGGGAUUCAUUUGACCUAGUGAUACAUGAUUAUACAUGUGGACAAUGUCUCUUGGGAUUUGUUAAUUAUUUUAAUAACCCGCCCCUGAUAUCCAUAACUCCUUUAAGUACGCCAACUUAUACCCUUUUUGUAUCAGGAAAUACUCAUUUUCCGUCUUAUAUGGUUCAUCCUUCUUCCAAAUAUGAUGGACCGAUGACAUUUGUUCAAAGAGCGGUCAACUUAUUCUUGCACGCAGCCGAAUGGAUGUACAGGACGUUCGUGUUUAUGAGACAUGAAAAUUUGAGAGCAAGAGAAUUUUUUGGCGAAUAUAUAGUCAAAAAUUUAGAAUCUAUCGAGCAAAACACUAGUGUUGUAUUCACAAAUUCUGAUCCAAAUUUGGACAUGUCUCAUCCGUUGAUGCCUAAUAUUAUACCACUCGCUGGUUUGCAUAUCCAGAAACCAUCUAUAAAAAAUAUUCCAGAGAAAAUUCUUAAAUUUUUGAAUGAAUCUUCAAAUGGUGCCGUUUUAUUCAGUUUGGGAAAUGGAAUACGAAGUGAGCUUAUGAGCGAAGAAAAGAUUGAAAUGUUUUUAGAUGCUUUUGGAAAAUUAUCUGAAUAUAGAUUUGUUUGGAAAUUUGGAAACGAAAGUCUUAUUAAAAAGCUGCCUACUAAUGUGAUAAUACAUAAAUGGAUACCGCAAAAUGAUAUUUUAGCUCAUAGAAAUGUGCGUUUGUUCAUCUCACAUGCUGGUCUUCUGAGUAUUCAAGAAGCGGUUUAUAAUGCUGUGCCAAUUCUGGGAUUACCAUUCUUUGCAGAUCAGCAUAAAAAUAUUCAUAAAACUAGCCGAGAUAAUGUCUCAUUAACACUGGAUUACAAUACUAUUACGAGUGAAGUAUUGCAAACAAAAAUUCGGCAAAUGCUGACAGACAGCAGUUUUCAGAGAAACAUGGGGAAACUUUCCGCACGUUUCCACGACAACUUGAACACACCUGUAGAAAGGGCUUUCCACUGGGUGAGCUACGUCUUGAAACACGAUGGUGCCCUUCACAUGCGAAGCCCUUCUGUUGGAAUGUCAUUGAAGAAAUUGCUGAUGUUCGAUGUGUUAUCCUUACUAGUUUUGGUCGUAUUAAUUAUCGCUUUCAUAGUAUACCGAAUAAUUAGAUUUCUCGGCAUUGGACAAAGACCAAAAAGAAAACGCGAUUGAUUUCAUGAAUUAGGCAUUAUUUGAAAC